Molecule: messenger RNA, 1050 nt
Organism: Paramacrobiotus metropolitanus
Lineage: Eukaryota; Metazoa; Tardigrada; Eutardigrada; Parachela; Macrobiotidae
Product: thyrotropin-releasing hormone receptor-like
Exons: 2
Coding region: 1-1050 (349 amino acids)
Biological process (GO): G protein-coupled receptor signaling pathway
Cellular component (GO): membrane
Molecular function (GO): G protein-coupled receptor activity
Source: RefSeq, a predicted model, not a curated record
AUGAAUAACACUACAGCCUCUAACAACGUCUCCGCCGCGAUGCCGGUAUGGAAUACCGAUGUCGGCAUAUUCGUCUUCCUCUCCAUCACCGGUCUGAGUUUCAACGGAAUACUGGUGGUAACCUUUCUCGUUAACCGUCACCUAUGGAGGCCCUUCAACAUCUACCUCUUUAACCUGCUCUUCGCCAACCUGUUGUUUUUCAUCACGGUAUCUGGUUUCAACAUUGUGCAAAAUUUGUACGGCACGUGGCUGUUAAAUUCCGCUUGUUGUACCGUGUAUCUGUAUGGUGGGUGGGUGGUGACACUGGUGCAAUCAAUCAUACAUCCGCUGAUCGCCAGCAACCGCAUUUGGGCCCUGUGGGCGCCCAUCAGUUACCGACAUUACCAUGGCUACCAGGCGGCCAUUGGUCUGUGUAUGGUCACGUGGAUCUGUGCCCAUAUCAUCGGGUUGUGGGGCGUGUUGACUGAUCAUCUCUACUAUCGGAAAUUCGAGGAGACCCAUGCAUGUCAAAUCGAUACGGAUACGAACGCCAGUCAAAGAGUCUGGAUGCUGAUUAUGCAGUUUAUCAGUUUGGCGGCGGUUGUGACGAUUGUCGUUGCCUUUCCGUUGAUUGUAUAUAAAGAUCAUCAACGGAAGAAGAUUCGCGAAGGAAUUACGGCGGUGACGACGGGAAAUGGAGGUAAUACAACGGAACAGAAGCCGCAGGGGGAAACCGGUCGAGCCCAGAGCGUUGCGACAGUGCAAAACCAUUUCAACACGCAGUCGACUCCGGGAACAGCAUUGCCACGUAAUCCCAAAGAGCGCCCCAACGCCCACACCCUUCUCCUCUUUGUACUGACCGUUAGUGUUUUCAUUUUCUGGUCUCCAUCCGUCUUCUACUAUGCGAUUAUCCCAUUUACCGGCUAUCGGAAUCCGACGGUGGAAAAUGUCGUCAUGAUUAUGUUCAAUGUACAGUCGAUACUGGACCCGAUUUUGUUCACGCUCACCUUACAUAAUUUACGUAACACCGUGAUCAGUACAAUCUGCUUCUGGAAACGCUGUUUGCGAUAA